GGGGAUAUCUCUCGCUGCUGCUGCUGCUGCUGCUGUGUUUCUCCUAGUCUAGCGCUCUCUCCUUUUUAGCGGAUUGGCACAACAGGGUAGGAUUACUAGAAGGAAUACAAAAACAUAGGCAAAAAAAAUGGCAGAGCUUGGAGCGGGGAGCCUGCUAACAGGAGAUCCUGCUUUUAAUUACCAAGAGCAUGAGCUAAACGAGCGUUUGAAGCGGCUGUACCCGGCCGUGAAUGAGGAAGAGACCCCCUUACCCCGAUCUUGGAGCCCCAAGGAUAAGUACAGCUACAUCGGGCUCUCACAGAAUAAUCUGCGGGUGCAUUACAAAGGCCACGGAAAAAACCACAAGGAUGCAGCGUCUGUUCGGGCCACCCAUCCCAUCCCUGCCGCUUGUGGCAUCUACUACUUUGAGGUGAAGAUCGUAAGCAAAGGAAGGGAUGGGUACAUGGGAAUUGGACUGUCAGCCCAGGGGGUCAACAUGAACAGACUGCCUGGUUGGGACAAGCACUCCUAUGGUUACCAUGGUGACGACGGACACUCCUUUUGCUCCUCAGGGACUGGCCAACCAUAUGGCCCAACCUUCACUACGGGCGACGUUAUUGGCUGCUGCGUCAACCUCAUCAACAACACAUGCUUUUACACCAAGAACGGACAUAGUUUAGGUGUGGCUUUUACAGAUCUGCCACCUAACCUGUACCCCACAGUAGGCCUGCAGACUCCAGGGGAGAUCGUAGAUGCUAAUUUUGGCCAGCAGCCUUUUGUGUUCGACAUUGAGGACUACAUGAGCGAAUGGAGGGCCAAGAUCCACAGCAUGAUCGCCCGCUUCCCCAUUGGAGAAAGGCUGGGAGACUGGCAGGCGGUUCUGCAGAAUAUGGUGUCCAGCUACCUGGUGCAUCAUGGCUAUUGUGCCACAGCAAUGGCGUUUGCCAGAGCCACAGAGACCAUGAUCCAAGAGGACCAAACCUCAAUAAAAAACAGACAGAGAAUACAGAAGCUGGUGUUGGCAGGCCGUGUUGGAGAAGCCAUUGACGCAACACAGCAGUUAUACCCGGGACUCCUAGAACACAACCCCAAUUUACUCUUCAUGUUGAAGUGUCGGCAGUUUGUGGAGAUGGUGAAUGGUACAGAUAGUGAGGUACGCUGCUUUAGUGUCCGCUCUCCUAAAUCACAGGACAGCUAUCCCGGCUCCCCAAACAUGAGCCCCCGACACGGAGCCACCAAUCCUCAUUUGCACAGCACAGGCGCAGACAGUCCCACAUGCAGUAACGGGGUCACUCCUCCAAACAAAAAUAAGAGCCACAACAAAUACACAGGCAUAAGCUCUGCAUCCUCCUCUCCAUCCUCCUCUCCCUCCUCCGUCAACUACUCGGAGUCCAACUCCACCGACUCAACCAAGUCCCAGCCUCACAGUGCCACCAGCAACCAGGAGACUAGUGAUAGUGAGAUGGAGAUUGAGGCAGAACAUUACAGCAAUGGUGUGACAGAAAGCUCAACUCGCAUUAUGAACGGCACAUACAAACACCAGGAAAUCCUGCAGGCGGAUGACAACAGUGUCGAUGACACCUGCAGCUCCAGACAGCUGUGUGGAGGAAACCAGGCGGCCACGGAGAGAAUGAUCCAGUUCGGCAGAGAGCUUCAGACCCUCAGCGAACAGCUCUGCCGCCAGUAUGGCAAGAAUGCCACUCACAAGAAGAUGCUGCAGGAUGCAUUCAGUCUGCUGGCAUAUUCAGACCCCUGGAACUGCCCCGUGGGCCAGCAGUUGGACCCCAUGCAAAGAGAGGCGAUCUGCUCUGCUCUCAACAGUGCUAUUCUGGAGUCUCAGAAUCUGCCUAAACAGCCGCCUCUUAUGCUGGCUCUGGGUCAGGCCACUGAGUGCGUGCAGCUGAUGGCCAGGGUUCGCUCUGGGUCUUGCUCCUUCGCCAGAGUCGACAACUUUUUGCACUAGCACCAGUACAGGCAACGUUCAGGACGGCUAAGAGGACUUUCCAGCUGAUUGCCAUGACGAGAACACGCGUUUGAAUUGGUGUGCCGCUUGCCAGAAGCAGCCGAGCAGAACGAAUAGAAAACACGAGAAGAGAGGCUUCUUUUUAAUUUAGUAUUAUCAAAUACAAAUUGUGUGACACUAUUUAAAGAUAAUUAAUUAUUCUGUUUUA
Messenger RNA from Danio rerio (zebrafish), 2150 nucleotides. RefSeq names its product RAN binding protein 10 (gene ranbp10). The record is from RefSeq and is marked validated. NCBI's taxonomy places the organism in Eukaryota, Metazoa, Chordata, Actinopteri, Cypriniformes, Danionidae.